CCCUUCCAUUUCUCCAUGGGCAGCCACCUGUCCCCGUGGCCCACACAUGCCAGCGGACAGACGAUUCUGCAAAAGCGAAAGCCCUGUUCUUCAGACGACUACCAGAGGCGAUCAGGGAGCUGGCAGCAGCCCUUGAGCACUGCCAAGCCCAGGUACCUGGAGCAGCUCGAGAACUACCUCCGCAAGGAGCUCCUCCUGCUGGACCUGGGCACGGAUAACUCCCAGGAGCUGAGGCUGCAGCCUUACAGAGAAAUAUUUGAGUUCUUCAUAGAGGACUUCAAAACGUACAAGCCAUUGCUGUCUUCCAUCAAGAAUGCCUAUGAGGUGAUGCUGGCCCAUCAAAGGGAGAAGAUUCGGGCUCUGGAGCCGCUGAAGGCCAAGCUCGUCACUGUGAAUGAGGGCUGCAACGAGAAGAUCCUGGCCAUGAGGGCCGAGGAGCGGAAUGAACUCUCCAUGCUGAAGACAGAGAAGAUGCACUUGCUAAAACUCAUUGACAAAAAGAAUGAGGAGAAGAUCUCACUGCAGAGCGAGGUGACCAAACUGAGGAAGAACUUGGCCGAAGAGUACCUGCACUACCUCACUGAGCGAGACGCCCGCAAGAUUCUCAUUGCGGACCUGAACGAGCUGCGCUACCAGCGAGAGGACAUGACACUAGCCCAGUCCCCGGAGGUCUGGGGGGAGGACCCUGUGAUGCUAGCACUGGCUCUGAAGAUGGCCCGGCAAGACCUGACCCGUGCCCAGAUGGAGCUUAACACCAUGAAGGCCAACUUUGGAGACGUGGUACCCAGGAGGGACUUUGAAAUGCAGGAGAAGACCAACAAGGAUCUCCAGGAGCAGCUGGAUGGCCUGAAAGCUGACUACGAAGAGGUGCGCAAGGAGCAUGAGCUCCUGCUACAGCUGCACAUGAACACGCUCAAGGAGCGGGACCAGUUUUUAUCGGAGCUGCAUGAGAUCCAGCGCACCUCCACGCCCCGGCCUGACUGGACCAAGUGCGAAGAUGUGGUGGCUGGGGGCCCAGAGCGCUGGCAGAUGCUGGCUGAGGGCAAGAACAGCGACCAGCUGGUGGACAUCCUCCUGGAGGAGAUUGGCGAGGGGCUGCUCCGGGAGAAGGACUUCUUCCCUGGUCUGGGCUUUGGGGAAUCCAUCCCUGCUUUCCUGCGGUUCGAAGGCCCCGUGCAGAACAAGAAGCCAACCAAGAAGGACGUGGUCAGCCUCCUCAAGGACGUCUGGAAGGAACGUCUAGCAGGGGAUAAGAAAGAGAAGUUCCCAGACUUCUUCUUCAGUUUCCUGGAGCGUCGCUUUGGGCCCCGGGAUGCCAUAGCCUGGGCUUACACCCUUUUUGAAAACAUCAAGCUGUUCCGCUCCAACGAGGUCAUGAGUCAGUUCUAUGCGGUUCUCAUGGGAAAGAGGAAGGAAAGUGUGUAUGUCAACCAGAAGGAGUUAAUAGCCUACCUGCUGAAGGAGAUGACAAACGCUGACAGUCAGAACGAGGGGCUAAUAACCAUGGAGCAGUUCAGCACCAUCCUCAAGAACACCUUUCCUCUAAAGAAGGGGGAGCAUAUUCAGGAGCUGAUGGAGAUAGGAGGCUGGCACCCCAACAGCAGCAACGCAGACUUGCUCAACUACCGCUCAUUGUUUAUGGAGGAUGAGGAGGGCCACAGUGAGCCCUUUGUGCAAAAGCUGUGGGAACAGUACAUGGAUGAGAAGGAUGAGUACCUCCAAGAGCUGAAGCAGGAGCUGGGCAUGGAGCUCCGUGAUGAAGUGACCGUAUACAAGAUGCGUGUAGCCCUGAUGAACAUCGACCCCAGCCUGGACAAGCAGACUCUGAGAGCCUACCUGAGCCAGGCCUUCCAGCUUCUGCCAUCAGAACUGCCAGAGGAGGGCAACGAGAAGGAACACAGCAUUGUGACGGGGCUCAAGACUGCGAUGGAACAGCUGCAGGCGGCUGACAUCAAGCGCAUGGGACCUCGAGAGCAAGAGCCUGCAAACUAG
This is a messenger RNA of Lepus europaeus (European hare), 1992 nucleotides long. It is a transcript of the gene TSNAXIP1, whose product is annotated as translin associated factor X interacting protein 1. Gene Ontology annotation, cellular component: cytoplasm. The transcript is spliced from 14 exons. Lineage: Eukaryota; Metazoa; Chordata; Mammalia; Lagomorpha; Leporidae. Bases 16 to 1992 code for a protein of 658 amino acids. The record is from RefSeq and is a predicted model, not a curated record.